Rattus norvegicus (Norway rat) is the source of this 1381-nucleotide messenger RNA. It is a transcript of the gene Rpp25, whose product is annotated as ribonuclease P/MRP subunit p25. NCBI's taxonomy places the organism in Eukaryota, Metazoa, Chordata, Mammalia, Rodentia, Muridae. The transcript has a single exon. Bases 186 to 785 code for a protein of 199 amino acids. Gene Ontology annotation, molecular function: nucleic acid binding; ribonuclease P RNA binding; ribonuclease P activity. The record is from RefSeq and is marked provisional. Gene Ontology annotation, biological process: tRNA 5'-leader removal. Gene Ontology annotation, cellular component: nucleoplasm; nucleolus; multimeric ribonuclease P complex.
GUAGAACAGCACUACCCUGUAGAAGUCUGGGCUGAAGACUCCGCGUUCCCUGCUCACCCUCCAGCUUUCACUCGGUGCCAGCAUCCCAAUUCCUGCCGGCCCUCGCCCGGCACGACCCGCGGCCAUGCAGCCCCGGGCUUGAGGCGGCCCCAUGGCAAAACCUGCGAUCCCAGCGACGACGGCGCAUGGAGAACUUCCGUAAGGUGCGCUCGGAGGAGGCGCCGGCGGGGGACGGUGAUGAGGGUGGCAGCCCGAGCUCUGGCCCUUUUGCAGAUCUGGCGCCUGGUGCUGUACACAUGCGGGUCAAGGAGGGCAGCAAGAUCCGCAACCUGCUGGCCUUCGCCACCGCUAGCAUGGCGCAGCCAGCCACGCGCGCCAUCGUCUUCAGCGGCUGCGGCCGGGCCACCACCAAGACCGUCACGUGCGCCGAGAUUCUCAAGCGCCGCCUGGCGGGCUUACACCAGGUCACGCGGCUGCGCUACAGGAGCGUGCGCGAGGUGUGGCAGAGCCUCCCGCCUGGGCCCACACCGGGUCAGACGCCCAGCGAUCCGGCCGCCAGUCUCAGUGUACUUAAGAAUGUACCGAGCCUCGCCAUCCUACUUUCAAAGGACGCACUGGAUCCACGACAGCUUGGCUACCAGCCCCCGAACCUCAGUCCUGGUCCUUCGUCCCCUCCUACCGUGUCGACGUCCAAGAGGAGCCUGGGGGAAUCUGCAGCUGGAGAAGGCACAGCUAAGCGGUCUCAGCCUGAGCCAGAGGCUGAGAAUGAGGACCGGACUGCCUGAGAAUUCUCGCCUCUGAACCACCUAGACUGGAUCUUAUAUCUUCAACACACCUACAUCCACAUGCACCCUUCCUACCUGGGUUUUAAGGGGCCCAUGUUCCUGAAUAUUGGUCCUCAAAAUGACAACGCGGAUCCCAAGGCGACAGGAGAGGGAGCUCAAGAAUUACAAGAGAGGAUUCUUGAAGUCCGAGGAAAACUUUGUGGGACAUGUUGCCAGAAGCCACAGAACACCACCCACACCUUUUCUAGGCCAUCUUUUUUAGGGAAGCCUGGUGGGUAGUGGGACUCUUGAGCUUUCUUGGGGACCCAGACGUUAAAAGCACCCAGUGUGCAUGGAGGCUGACAGUUGAGGCUUUAAAAACCGUCCUUGUUGUUAACUGAGAGCAGGAGCUGUGAAGCUGUUUCCUUGAGGGUGACCAAGUUGAAAAUGUCUGGACCCUGUUCUGCCCACCCACACCCUAGCAUAUUCCUUUUAGCUUCCCCCCACCCUCACCCCUGUUGCAUGGUGGCAGAGACGGGACCCAGGAGGAAACUUGCCAUGCUUCCUCCCCUGAGUCCUGCUGGAGUAUUGCUUCCAAUAAAACAAACAUGAAAAUG